AUGUCUAUUCAUUAUUUAUCUCUCUAUCUCAAUCUUUUCCAAAUAAUAUAUAUCUAUCUCCGCCUAUUCAUUAUCUAUCUAAAUAUUUUACAACCUCCCUAUCGAUCUAUCUCCUCAUUUUCCAAUCUAUCUGACACAUUCUUCUCAUAUCUAUCACUCUCUUCUGUACAUACCGGUGUGUCCAUGUGUGUCUCUUUCGUCAUAUGUGUUUCCCUUAGGCCAUUUCCUGUUUUUAUUCUAUUCUCUCCCCCGCCGUUUUUUAAAACAAUUCCCCUUGUUUUGGUAUCCCUCUUUUCUCCUUCUCUCUCCACAUCACCUUUCUAUCUCUUUCUCCUUCUCUCUUCAUGUCUCCUCCUUUCUCUUUCUCUUUCCAAAUCUCUCUCCAUUCUCUUUCUCUAUCCACGCCUCCCUCUAUUCUCUUUCUCUUACCACGACUCUCCCUUUCUUUUUCUCUUUCUCUCCCCACUUCUCCCCUUACUCUUUCUCUCACUACAUCUCCCACUUUCUCUUUCUCUCACCACGUCUCCCACUUUCUCUUUCUCUAUCCACGUCUCCGCCUUUCUCUUUCUGUCUCCACGUCUCAUUUUCACUGAGAUUUCCGUUGUCUUUCUUUCUCACUUUUUAUUGUCGUCUUUCAUUCCUCAUUAA
Messenger RNA from Acanthosepion pharaonis, 648 nucleotides. NCBI's taxonomy places the organism in Eukaryota, Metazoa, Mollusca, Cephalopoda, Sepiida, Sepiidae. The record is from the annotation of a GenBank genome assembly.